Penicillium daleae is the source of this 2316-nucleotide messenger RNA. Its product is annotated as KilA-N domain-containing protein. Gene Ontology annotation, cellular component: nucleus. The record is from RefSeq and is a predicted model, not a curated record. Gene Ontology annotation, biological process: positive regulation of transcription by RNA polymerase II. NCBI's taxonomy places the organism in Eukaryota, Fungi, Ascomycota, Eurotiomycetes, Eurotiales, Aspergillaceae. The transcript has 5 exons. Bases 1 to 2316 code for a protein of 771 amino acids. Gene Ontology annotation, molecular function: DNA-binding transcription factor activity; sequence-specific DNA binding.
AUGUUUGUCACGACCGUUCAUGAGAUUGAUGCCUUUGACCCCCGUGAAACCGAAAAGCUGGAGCUGCCAUCGAUCUCGCAGGUCCAUACCCGCGGCCCUGCUGAUACCCCCUGGUACAACCACCACGCGGCCGAACGACCGCUGUUGUCGGGCGAUAAGCUCCCCGCGCUCAGCCUCCCGACCGCCCCCCAGGCCCCGACCCGCACGCACCCAUCCUCAUUCUACCCCGACGUGCCUGGUUCGACCUCCAGUUCCAGCGCCCGAUCAAGUCUGUCUGGUGCUUCUGCGGUCCAGGAGCCCCGGAGCCCCCCGCCUCCUGCAGAUCUGGGACAAGGUCGGCUUUCGCUGGACUCUGAGUACGCUAUUGCUCCGAUCGACGGCUUUUAUCCCAGUCCGACCUCGCUCGGCAGCAUGAACCACACUCAGCCGUACAUGGACGUUCAUUCCCAUCUGUCCUCUGCCCAGCCAUACGCUCCACAGGCUGCGACCGCCGGCACUAUGUCCCACUAUCCAUACCAGCACCAGCCACCCGUCUUGCAACCAGCCUCCAGCUAUGCCCCGGCGCCUUAUCAGCAAUACGCCUACCACAAUGGCGUGACAUCGCCGCCAACCGGCCAUGCGCCGCCGGCGAGCUCCAUGGGUGCACAAAUGCCCGCGCAGUUGUUGCCACUUCCUCAAGUGAGCCCAGUGAGCAACCAUCCCGGAGGAGCCGCUUCUGGAUAUGGGAACAGCACCGGAUCGCCAUUGCAAGGGUACGUAUAUGACCCGACGGGCCAGAUUGCGCCUCCUGGAGCGAAGCCACGGGUUACCGCAACCUUGUGGGAGGAUGAGGGCAGUCUCUGCUAUCAGGUAGAGGCCAAGGGCGUAUGCGUGGCUCGGAGAGAGGAUAACCAUAUGAUCAACGGGACCAAGCUCCUUAACGUGGCUGGUAUGACUCGUGGUCGUCGUGACGGUAUUUUGAAGAGCGAGAAGCUGCGCCAUGUGGUGAAGAUUGGUCCGAUGCACCUGAAGGGCGUCUGGAUUCCAUUUGAGCGUGCUCUGGAGUUCGCCAACAAGGAGAAGAUCACUGAUCUUUUGUAUCCGCUGUUUGUGCACAAUAUUGGCGGGCUGUUGUACCACCCUGCCAACCAGAACCGGACCAACGUAGUUGUGCAAGAAUCGCAGCACCGGCGUCUGGAAGGCCUUCCCUCGGGCCCUCAGCGCACCACCCCAACGGCGCCCCAGCACUCGAGCUUGCAGCACCCAGCCAUGCACACUCCCAUGUCUUCUCACAUGUCCCAGCCUUCCUCUAUGGGAGGUGGUCCUCGUCCUGGUCUCGAUCGUGCCAACACAUUUCCUACUCCCCCAGCCAGUGCGUCCAGCCUCAUUGGGGUGACCAAUCAAGGUAGUUCGUAUGAAUGGGGUGGCCAGGUACCGCACACGCAGCCCUUGUCCAUCGAUACUGCCCUGAGCAACCAGCGCUCCAUGCCCACGACGCCCGCCACGACCCCGCCAGGCAACAACCUCCAAGGCAUGCCCCCGUAUCAGGCUCAAUCCGGUUAUGACAGCAAGCCAUACUAUUCCGCCGCGCCGCAGACCCAUUCACAGUACGCUCCGCAGACGCCCAUGACGCAGUCCGGAAUCUCGACCUACGGCCAAUCCCUUCCCACGAUGAACUACCUGAAGAACGAGAUGGCUCCUCCGACAGGUCGGGCUCCUGAGACCGAAGCUUCUGAUCUGAAGUCUGACCGAUAUUCCCAGAGCAAUGGGUCAGAUCGCUACUCGCAGAGCAAUGCUCCCGGUGAUGCGGUACAGGAGCAUGAGCCAGAGUACCUGCAGGACCAGGGGUCUGCCUACAACAACCGUGGCUCCUACACGUACACCACCAAUCCCUCGGUGGGCUCCAUCAAUGGCGAGCAUUCUCAGUUGACGCCCGAGAUGACCGGAUCUCCGCAGCAGAACGGUUCGGGCCGCAUGACACCGCGCACCAGCAUUAGUGGGCCGGGUACGCACUGGGCCUCGGGAUAUAACACACCCCCUCGCCCCACAGCCGCCACGACGUUGUACAAUGCUGUGAGUGACACUCGCAGCACACCUGCGAACGGUGCCUCAGACCCUUACUCCAUGGCGUCAACCACGACACCCGUCUACUCGACCACCAUCAACGGCAACAUGGGUUCGGGCAACAAGCGCAUGCGCGAGGACGAUGAUGUUCUACGAACGGACAGUGGCAACGAGUAUGAGAGCAAGCGCCGCAAGACUAUCACCGACGCCACGCUUGGCGGUCCCAUCUUGCAGCCCAUGAAAACCAGCGGGGUGAUGGCUCGCCGCCGAUGA